Caenorhabditis briggsae is the source of this 249-nucleotide messenger RNA. The transcript has 2 exons. NCBI's taxonomy places the organism in Eukaryota, Metazoa, Nematoda, Chromadorea, Rhabditida, Rhabditidae. The record is from RefSeq and is a predicted model, not a curated record. The coding region runs from base 1 to 249 and encodes 82 amino acids.
AUGGCUGGCGCGAUGAAUGGAGAUGAGAUUUUUUCAGCUGGUUACAAACCAGUUGCCUAUAUCAGCCACGAUUGUACUAGUGAUAGGAAGCGAGUUGAUUUGGUUCUGACCCUCACCAGACUUUGUGAGAUUGGACACACUUGUCACUAUCGAAUCAUCACUGACAUCACCAACAAAUGGGGACGAGAGGAUUUGGCGCCAACCGAUUUCCAUCACGACAAUAUGGAUCAGUUUCCAGAUUUUCCUUGA